Molecule: messenger RNA, 700 nt
Organism: Arabidopsis arenosa
Lineage: Eukaryota; Viridiplantae; Streptophyta; Magnoliopsida; Brassicales; Brassicaceae
Source: the annotation of a GenBank genome assembly
AGAGAAAAUACCAAAUAGAUUUGUUUCUUCUCAAUAUGGCCACAAUGUUCAUCAAACACAUCAUGUUUCCUUUAUCGUUGUUAUUACUCGUGUUCAUUGCGUCUCCAACUACAAACGCGAUGCUUAUCAAAGACAUGUACACAUUUUGCAAGGAGACAGCUGAUGUGGAUUUCUGCUUGAAAUACAUUGGAACGGACAAACGUAUAUUAGCCGCAAAAGACUUCAACGACGUUCUUUUAAUUGCGUUUUCUCAGUGCAAAAUCCAAGUGAGCGAGGCAACCAAACAAAUCAACAAAGUCCGUCAAAACUUUAGUGGUCCGAAUGGGAAAAGACGAAUCAAACGUUGUGAGAUAAACUAUGGGCUAGCUUCCGCUUUUUUCGAUGAAGCUUAUGAAAUAGGAAUACUAAAAGGGGUACAAAACAAAGCUCACAAUGCCGCAUUGGAUGGCUUAGACUAUGUGCGUGCAUGCGAAGACGAAUGGAAGAUGAAUGGUCCAGUACAAAAGUCUCCUCUCACUUUCUAUAACACAAAUAUUGACAAACUAUUUUCUAUUAUUUUUAUUAUUGUCCAGAAGCUUAAUGGCUAGAUGUCCUCUAAACGGGUCUUGGAAGGAAGCAACUCCUUGUUAUGGGCAAAUAGUUUAAGGCAAAUACUAUAUCGUUGAAUGCUACACUUUCGAAAUAGAAUUGUUUAGAGAUG